GUUGGUGUGUUUAUGUUGUGUGUGGUACCUGGUGGAAUACCCUCAAGACAAGUGCUUGUAAGAUGAGGCCCUCAGAAAGAAACUUAAAACAAGUGUUGGCCAGAUGAGAUGGUCAGAGACACCCGUACAACAACUGCUCACGCUAAAGUGUACUCCGACCACACCAAGUAUAUUGAGGCUCUAAGUGCUACCUUCACCACUACUACUCUCAGCAUUAGCACAGAACUCUGGUUGCCAGAGCUACAAACACAAGUUGCUGUCACUGAUGUCCAAGAUAUAGAAGAAGUUAAGAAUAUCACCUUACUUGUAAUAAGGAUUGUUGCUGUGUGUAAGAAAGAGGAUCUAAUGGACCUGGACUCCUUCAUAGCUGCUAACAACUGGGAGUUGAACAAAUCUGCUAGCCUUUUACUGGAAGAAAUUCAUCAGGAAUGGCUGGCUAUGAAGAAGUCCUUCUUAUAUGAAGAGCAGAAUCCCUCAAGGCCACACGAGGACAUCCCAGUUUUUGUAAGUAAAGUGAAGGAAGCUAAGAAACACAGUGAUGGUGUUAACUGUAGCAGCAGCAGCAGCAGCAGCAACAGCAACAGCAGCAAAAGUAUUAGCAGCAGCAGCAGCAACAACAACAUCAGGAGCAGCAGCAGCAGCAACAACAACAACAAGAACAGCAGCAGCAGCAACAAGAACAACAACAGCAGCAGCAACAUCAUCAACAGCAGUGAUGUCAGACAAAAGAAUUGGAAAGUUAAGAAGAAAAUCACAAACGUUAAUACUAGCUGGCCUAGUGAAGGCUUAUGUCGGCAACAAACCGAUAGUCUGGAAAUCUUGAGAAAGAGGGGAAAUCGUCAACUUACAUGCAGUAUAUGUGGUCUCUUGUGUCAACAUAAUGCUCACUUUCAAAUUCAUAUGCGUACCCAUACUGGAGAAAAACCAUUCAAGUGCAGUUAUUGUGAGCGGGCUUUUGCUCAAAAGUCAGACUUGACAAAACAUGAGCGUAUUCACACGGGUGAAAAGCCAUUUAAGUGUGACAUAUGUGAGAAAGCGUUUGCAAUUGGUAAAUCACUGCAAGAUCAUCGGCGGCAGCACACAGGAGAGAAACCCUACGAGUGUAUUGAAUGUAAGCGAAGGUUUAGAAACUCUUCUGGGUUGAGUGAGCAUCGCAAAACUCACAGAAAGCAAUAUGAAAGAGAAAUGUUUAGCAAAGGGGACAAAAGGAAACGUGGAGCAGCCAGAUGUAAUUAUUGCUCCAAGAGUUACUCCAACAGGCAAAAAUUGCUCUGUCACAUCAGAAUGGUACACACAAAAGAUGUCCCAUAUCAGUGUGCUAAAUGCCAGACAUGCUAUUCUUCAAUAUACUCUCUGUGUCUACAUGUAAGUGUCACUCAUGGGCACACACUGCCACAGCAAGAGAGUCUGAUGAUCCCAUCAUACAAGUGCUCGAGAUGUAUGUCAAAAUUUACUUCUCAAGUAGCAUUGAUUAAACACAUGCAAGACUGUGAACACAAAUAUUUUACAUGCGAUGUUUGUGAUGUAACAGUUGAGGACUUGGAGCAACUUAUUAACCACCGCUGGCAGCACACAGUGACACAAGAAUGCCAGCUAAUGGAGAAACGUAAAAAAAUAAGCAAAACGGCUUUCUGCAAGGGAAUGAAAAAGCUGGGUGGGAAUGGACAAAAUAAUAAGAUAAAAAAAAUUAAUAUAAAAAAGCAAAGGGAUGAAAUUUUGCCUGGAAAAUUGAGAGUGAUGACCAUCCUUCCCAUUGAAGCUUUUAAGGAAUUGUCUGGAGAUGUGUCAGUUAAUGACAUUGCUGCUGAUGAUGUCGUUGGAAAGCAGGAACUGGGAGGCACAGCUGCUCUUCGUAAAAUCAGAAGAAUGUCCACGUACAACAUGAACCCUCUUGAUUCACCUCCAGUAAUGAUGGGCACAGAUUACGUAUUCCGAAGUUGUAAUAAAAAAGAGAAAAAUAAACGAAUGUCUUUGUUGGCUAACAAAAAGCCUUCAAAACAUGAGUCACUAAAAAUGAGACAAAUGUCAGACUAUGGCAACAGAUCGACACCCGAGACAGAACUGCACACGUUACCAAGUUACUGCAACUCUCUGUCUUUGCCUAAAGUAAGAGAAGAGGACCAUCACUCCAUGCACCAGAAGAUCCUUUGUUCGUAGGUGGAGGUACACAAGGAUGGGAUGCUCACUACCUCGAUGAAGGCAUUGACAUAAUUUCCAUUUGAGAAGCUUAUGUAAGUUGCCAGUGCUCAAGUUCUAAUUGUAUCAUUCAAUUAAAAAUAAUGAUGCAGUGUUCAUGAGCAUAUAAUUUUUGUUGUUACUUUUCCCAUGAUGUAGGAGGGAGAGUAGUGUAGUGUAGUGUAGUCUGUGAUGACUUACUCUUUAGGAUUGUUGUUUGUGGUUAGAGGAGCAGCUAUGCUCAUGGUGUCCCCUCAUGUAAAUGUUUCCAGUAGUUGUAGCUUACAUUGCUACUCUUAGCUAUACCACUCCAGCUAUCUAACACUAUGUGUAAAACCAUAAUUCAUAAGCAUUCUUUCCUUGCUGCACUUUUCAUAAUUUUAAAUUGUAGUUUCUUGGAUUUUCUUAUGAUAUCAAGAAAUAUUCUUUACUUAUUUUCAAACAUAAUUUGAUGAACUUGUAUGUGGUAUGAUACCUUGUUUGCUCUUCCUCCUCUGCUACCAUAUUAACAUGCUAAAGUGAUUUCUGUCUUAAUUCAUUCUUCAUAUUUCAUAAGACUGGGAUCUAUUAUGUGGCACAUCUUCGAGAUUUUUAAGGUGCAAACAUCAUUUUCUCAUAUACAUUCAAAUUUAGGCCCAAAAUAUGUUGAUUUUUUAACAUUUUGUUAUAUAUGUACGUAUUUCAAAUCUAUUUUGAAGUACAUCAGUAGUGUGUAACAGAUGUUUCUCAGUAAAGUAUAGAUAGCAUUUAAAGUCAUUACCAAUUGUCUAUUUUCACACCAGGAUCAUAUUUUCUAAUGUUUGUAGAAUUUUAUCUCAAUAUAUAAUCUUUAUUGGAUCAUAUUUUUCCUUCCAGUUAUUUCCAUUAUGUUACCCUUUAAUUCAUGUUAUUUUGUUCUCAGUUUGUUUAAAUCUUCUUGCCAGGUUGACUCUUGUUUUCAUGUUCCAUUUUGAAUAUGAUUUGUCGAAAAUGUCAGCAUAUUCCUUCUGGCACAUCCCCUAGACUGUGUAGUCCCACUGUAGUGACUGAUCCAUGGAUGUAUGGACCCCACUGUAGUGACUGAUCCAUGGAUGUAUGGACCCCACUGUAGUGACUGAUGCAUGGACCCCACUGUAGUGACUGAGCCAUAGAUGUGUGGACCCCACUGUAGUGACUGAUCCAUGGAUGUAUGAACCUCACUGUAGUGACUGAUCCAUGGAUGUAUGGACCCCACUGUAGUGACUGAUCCAUGGAUGUAUGGACCCCACUGUAGUGACUGAUCCAUGGAUGUAUGGACCCCACUGUAGUGACUGAUCCAUGGAUGUAUGGACCCCACUGUAGUGACUGAUCCAUGGAUGUAUGGACCCCACUGUAGUGACUGAUCCAUGGAUGUAUGGACCCCACUGUAGUGACUGAUCCAUGGAUGUAUGGACCCCACUGUAGUGACUGAUCCAUGGAUGUAUGGACCCCACUGUAGUGACUGAUCCAUGGAUGUAUGGACCCCACUGUAGCAACUAACUCAUGGAUGUGUAAGUGCAAGCACUGUACUUCACACCUACAGAACUGGGAUACAGGCUAACCAGUUUAUCUGAAAGCCUUAAUAGAUGUUGCCCUGCUUACACUCCAUGAGCACAUCAGAUGUCAAAAAUCACUUGUAUCUGUUCACUGUAAUCUAACGUGCUUGUGAAUGCUUACUGGGUGUUCAAGUUCCUACCACUUGAAACUUUUAUACUCUCCUGCCAACCCUUGGAGUGUGCCAUUCAUCUAUUCCAGCUUUAUACACACUCUUGGUCCACUUACCUUGCUGGACCAUCUUUCUAAAUGAUCACACCAUCUCAACAACUCUUCUUGUUGACUUACUGUGCAUGAGGUUUUGAUAUAUCAUAACUCUUUAAUUAUAAAAUAUUUACUUAAAGUUAGAUAGUUGCUACAACUCGGAGUUGUUGUUUUUAUUAUUUUAUUAUUAUUAUUUAUUUAUUUUUAGUUAACUCAGCAGCCAUCUCCUGCCAAGGCAGGGUAACUCGAGAAAUAAAAUAUAUUCACCAGUAUUUAUUCGGUUAGCUUUUUUCCAAUACAGUGGAACCUCGGUACUCGAACAGCUCCCUACUUGAACAAUUCGGUAUUCCGAUGCUUUGUUCGGUAAAAAAAUUAGCUCAGUAGUUGACUGUUUGCUCGGCACUCGACCAAAAAUGACCUGCCAGAACGUCGCUGUAAACUAUUUCGUGUUUCUUUGCAUUUUUUGGUGCUUUUGUAUAUUAUCUGUAUAAAUAAGUCACUAUGGGGCUUAAGAAGAUUAGUGAUAACAGCCAACAAAAAAGAAAAUUGGUUAGGAAAAAUUCGUUUGGUACACCUACCAUCUGACUUACGGCCUGCUCGACUUACGACCACUCGACUUACGACCAUAUUUUUUAUGCCAAAUUUCUGGGAAAUGAACAACUAUUUGUAUUGUACACAGUGUUUAUCCUAAACCUUACAGUAUAAAAUACAGUACUAACAACAUAAAAAAGUAAAGUAAAACAUGAAAUACCAAAAUAAAACAAUAAAAUAAAGUCAUUACAAAAAUAUUUUGUUGAUAUUCAGUAGUAAAGUUCGACUUAUGACCAUUUCGGCGUACAACCGGUUUCUCGGAACCGAACUUGGUCGUAAGUCGGAUGGUAAGUGUACUUGAAAAGAUUGGCACUUGAACAGCCUCCUGGAAUGAGUUAAGUUUGAGUACCGAGGUUCCACUGUAGUAGUCUAUUUUUUUUUUUUUUUUUUCAACAAGUCAGCCGUCUAAUAUCACUGACAAAUUACUCUCUGACUGUAAGAUGUAACAUCCCCCACCCCUU
Molecule: messenger RNA, 4982 nt
Organism: Cherax quadricarinatus
Lineage: Eukaryota; Metazoa; Arthropoda; Malacostraca; Decapoda; Parastacidae
Product: zinc finger protein 525
Biological process (GO): regulation of transcription by RNA polymerase II
Cellular component (GO): nucleus
Molecular function (GO): sequence-specific DNA binding; DNA-binding transcription factor activity, RNA polymerase II-specific
Source: RefSeq, a predicted model, not a curated record